Mauremys mutica (yellowpond turtle) is the source of this 2485-nucleotide messenger RNA. RefSeq lists its product as uncharacterized. The record is from RefSeq and is a predicted model, not a curated record. Lineage: Eukaryota; Metazoa; Chordata; Testudines; Geoemydidae. Gene Ontology annotation, molecular function: catalytic activity. The coding region runs from base 810 to 1496 and encodes 228 amino acids. The transcript is spliced from 2 exons.
AAUCACUUGCUUCAAGCUUGGGCCAGCUGGUCCAUCUGGGUUGAAGCCUGGGUGCUGCUGAUGCUGGAGCUAGUAGUAGAGUGGGGAAUACAACAGCCCAAGUUACAAGACCUCACCAGCCGCUAUUCCAGUCUCUCUGAGUAGCUGAAGUGUUGUUUCAUUAUGGGGGUCACUUUCACCCAAGCAAAGCUAACUCAGGUGCACUAAUUCCAGCUAACUUCUGGACUAAAGACAAGCCAUUAGGAGAUCAACCAGUCAACGGACAAAAGAAUAGCCAAAAAAAAGUAAGAACAACUAGUCUGCAAACAACCCAGGAGCUGAAAAGCCAAACAGAAGUACAGUCACCAAAAAAAAAUCAGGUUUGAUUCCCAAAUGAUUCGCUAAUCAAAAAGAAAAAAAACGGGACUACAUACAAAUGAUUAUUUUUUGUGGGGUUGGAGCAACAACAGCUUUGACCAGCUCUGUCAAAGACACUGAAUAUCAAAUGGGAACUACACUAAGGCAACAAGGAGGGUAAAUACUGCCAAACCCCACCCCCUCUGACUGCAGAAUCAGGAGAUGACUAUCACCCUUACGCUUUAUCGCGUAUUACUUUCUUCGUGCUGAUUCACAAAGGGAUGUCUUUGUAUUACAAGUCAGGAAGGCCUCCUGGAGAUUCAGUCUUCUGUGUCUGCCUGAGGUCCACCAGGAGCCACAUUCAUUCUCUACCAUUUGAGUAAUGGGCAGCGGAUCAGCAUCCUCAUUGCACCAUCCACCAGUACCUGGCAGCAGACAGGAAAGCUAAUGAUCCAACCAGCGAGCUGAAUUCUAUGAGCACCAGCUCAACGAAUCCCGGCACUGUCAUCACCGACAACCCCAACGUGCAGUCCUGUGACUUCUAUGUCAUUGGUCCAGCUCUAUGCGUGUUACAACUUAACGUGGAGGGUUUGUCGGCUGCCCAGUAUGAUUUACUCAGUGUUCUUGCUCAUCAACAUACUAUCAACAUCAUUUGCUUGCAAGAGACAUACGUGGCAACUGCCGAAGCUGGGGGUUACAGUAUUGACGGCUUCGACCUGUUGUGCCAUGUGGCACACCCAAAGUAUGGUCGAGCCACAUACGUUCAGUCUGAUAUUGCAGAUGCCAUUCAGCUGAUGUCUACUGAAUUCUGCGACACCAUCCAGGUUUGCGAUUUCUGGCUGGCAAAUGUUUACAUGCCUCCAAGCAUCAGCUGGAACCAACAGGUUUUACCAAGCCUGCUACACCCAGAUGUCUACAUCAGAGACUUCAACAGCCAUCACACAGACUGGGGGUAUAAGGAUGGUGAACAACUUGCAGACUGGGCAUCUCAAAAUGACCUCGCCCUUAUCCAUGAUGCUAAGCAGCAAGGCACAUUCCAUUCUUCUAGAUGGGAUCAUGACUACUCUCCUGACUUGUGCUGGGUCAGUUCAGUUCAUGGCCAUCCUCAGCGACAUGCUUGCAAGACAUGGACAUUACGAGGCCUUCUGCCUUUGAAUUGAAAUGGUACAUGUGAUUGCUGCAUGCUAGGUGUACCAUGCACAUGCCUAAUGAAAAGGUAAUUGCCUGAAUAUAUGGCAUAACUGGAGUGAUACCUGAUAUCAUCAAGAUGAUCAGAGGAAAGCUUGAGUUUGCAGGACAUGUGGGUGGGAUGAGUGGAGGAAGAUCACCAAAGAAAGUUUUGCAGGGACUGGUGCCAGGUGCCCGGGGGCACCCGCAGUGAGUGUGGUUUGAUGAUGUGGCCGAUUGAUGGGAUGCAGGGUGGCAUGUUUAUCAAGGCUGAAAAACAUGGAGGAAGACUUCUGGCCAAUGACUCCCAUGUGUUGUAUUUACUGUUCACCAUGGUAUGACUUUAUGUUCUUCUGCACUAUGAGAACAAUAAUAAUAAGUACUGAUACAUAAACAUAAAACUGGAUGCUGUACCUAGAACAUAUUUGUGAUUCAACAAGAUGACCUUCUUAUUGACUGAAAAGGGGCAUAUCAGGAGCUAAUGAAAUUAUAAAAUUACAUGCCUUUAAAUUAACAAUGGCAUCUUUCCAAACAUACCAUGUUUGUGCUGCAUCAUCUGAGGCACCUAAGAUUAUGUACUAAGCAUGCUGCAAAUUAAUAUAACGGAAAAGGCCAUUGCAUUGUGGUCUCUUCGUGUUUACUGAUUUCAUAACUCCAGCUGGACUGCUUUUGGCAAGAUAUCUGAUUUUUAUGAGGAGAAAAAGCUAUAAAUCUGCCAUCGCAAGAGGUCAUCAUAGACUAUGUGGCAUGUUCAUGAGCUUGCCAGCAUGCUCCAGUUUUUCACAGAGGUCUUAGCCAUAAAACUGCCAUCUAGGAAAAUCACGUAUGAAACCAAAAUUGAACCUCUAACGGCAAAACAUCCCUUUGAAAUCUCUUCCUCUUCCAGCUCCUUCCCAGCCCCAAAAGCUAUGGACAGACAGCGAAGGGUAAAGUGAAUGGGGUAUUCUUCAAAGCCACAUAAUCAACAUCCAAGAGCAAAAUG